UCACCGUUGAAGUUGUAUAUCCUGAUGAAUUAGCUAUCUUCAAAAAAACCUUUAGUCAUAAUCAUAGUUAUUUCAUCGAAAAAAUAUGCCAUUUAUUUAUUAUGUGUGUCUACAUAUAUAGAUAUUCGCGGAGACAGACUAACAAAUAUAUAAAUCAAUAGACAACUAACUAUUUUUCUUUUUAAAUAACUGACGAUCACCUACGAAUUUAAUCAAAACGAAAAACUUUAUAAUAAAAAUUUUCUUUUAGCUUCUAAUCGUUGUCAUUUAUUACAUGCUAAACUUUGGGAUAUUGAAUCAGUUAAUGAAUUUGAUUAUGUUCUUGCUCAUAUAUAUGAUCAAACUCAAUCAUUUGAUAGUCCUCGUAUUGCUGUUAAUUUUACUAAAGGCAAAUAUAUAUUAAAAUUAGAAAAACGAAUGGGUGAACAACAAUUUUUAUCUGUUGGAAAUAUUAAUGAUUAUUCAUUAAUUUAUAAACCUUUACCUGAUGUACCACCAGCAAAUACAAGUUUAAUUAUUGAUAUAAGUAAAGCAACACGACGUAUAUCAUUAGAAGAAAAAUUUCGUUUAGAACGUCGAAGUAAUCAUUAUAUUUGUAAAAUGACAAUUAAUAGUUGUUAUAAUAAUACACGUUGUGGAAGUCAUGGAACAUGCAAAAAUUUAAUUGUUAAAUAUCAAUGUAUAUGUAAUUUUAUGUACACAGGAGAAUAUUGUGAACAAUUAAGUAGUCAUGGUGUUCAAUCGAUUAUUGGUUUUAUUCUCAUUUGUGUGGCAAUAUUAAUUCUUAUAUUUCAUUCAAUUUAUCAUUCUUUUCAUCGAUUAGAAGAAACAAAAUCAAAUUCAACUAAGAAAAAUAAUUUGAUGUCUACAAUAAAUACUCAUCGUUUGUCUCGAGACAAAUUUUAUUCAAUUCCAAAUAUUUCUUCUGAUCAAUUAAUUGUACAAGAUGGUUUAAAAAAUCCAGCAUUUUCAAAUGAUAGUGAUACAUCUACAAUCGGAAUCAAUAAUUCUCCACAUACAAUUGUUCAGUUACGUCGUUGUUCAGUAAUUUCUUCAUCAUCAACAUCAGCAAUAUUUUUUCGUCAUUCAUUAUUAUAUUAUUGUUGGCGUUUCUUUAUUUGUCUUUUAACAAUUCUUUUUGCAACACUCUGUUGUCAUACAAUAUAUCAAUUAAAAAUUAAAAAUUUACAUGCUUAUCAAAAACUUCAUAAUACAACAAACGACAAAACAUCGAAUAUAUGUCGAUUAUUUCAAUCAAAUCUAAAUCUAUAUUAUAAAAUUCCAGCUAAUUAUGUAUCAUUAGGAAUUUUGUCUAUUCUUAUUAUCAUUCAAUUCAUUUUUGAAAAUUUCUCAUUUGGAAAAACAACAACAAGAAAAUCAUUUUGGCAACAUUUACGAAUACCGAUGAUAUUUAAUUCUCAUUCACAUAUAUAUCGUUUUCAAUCCGCUGCUGUAUUUGGUAUAAUCGCAUUAGAAAUUUUACAUAUAUUUGAUGAAUAUAUAAUUCAUGGUGCAAAACAUUUUCAAAAUGGACCAUUAAUUGAUUUAAUUAUACAAUUUGGUAUUGGUCUUAUGUUAGGUUUAAGAUAUUUUCCUAUAUUAUCGAUAUUUGAAAAGGAAAAUAAUUAUGAAAAUCGUUUAGAAAAUAUUUUAUGUUAUGGUUUAGCAACAAUUUAUUUAUAUUGUGAAAUUAUAUUUAAAUUACAAUCCGAUAUUAAUUGUGCAUUUGAUAAAACUAAAAUGUCAAUUAUUAAAGAAACAUUAGAAAAACUUAAUCAAAUGGGUAUAAAUGUCAAACAGUAUAUGAUUGGACAAUUGGGUACAAAUCUAACAACAAAAUUCAAUGAUACAUAUCAAAAUACUCAUUUAUGGUAUACAAAUAAAAUCGAAACAUACAAUGCCAAUGUAACCUAUGAUGAUACAUAUGAAAUUGAAAAUGAAUUAACACGUUUAAAUUAUUCAUUAGAAUUAAAUAAACAAAGUAUCUUAUAUAAUAUAUUACGAAAUGCACCGUAUUAUUAUUUUAUAAGUUAUUUAGCUGUAUGUUUAACAAUAUUAUUUCUUAAAACAUUUCGUAAUAAAUUUCAAAAAUCAUCUUCAUGUCAAUUAUUACCACGAUGGAAAUAUGUUAAAUAUAAUUUAUUAAAAUCAACAAAAUAUAUUUAUUCGAAUGAUCAACAAGAAUAUUCACGUUUAUUUCGAUGUUUAAAUUCAUUUAUAUUCUUUUUUAAACAACAUAUUUAUUCCAUACGUCCAUAUUUUCGUUAUUCAAAAUUAAUUGUUUGUAUAUAUAUAAGUGCAUUUACACUUGUUUAUUAUUUUACAUUUUGGAUACAAGAUCAUACAUAUUUAUUGACAAAAAAAUUAUUAUUAUUUUUAAAUUUAAUUCUUUGUGGUUUAGCUGAUUUAUCAAAAGAUUUAUGUUAUAAUUUAAAUAUAAAUCAUAUUAAUCAAGAUAUUAAAUAUAUUUGUAUAUUAACAGCUUCAAUAACAUAUUUACAAUUAUUUUGUGGUUUAAAACAUUAUCAAACACAAAUGUGUAAUGCAUAUAAAGGAAUAUUUAAUGAUAUACCUAAACCAAAACAUAUUUCAUCAGUAUCAAUUAUUAGUAGAUCAAUACAUUAUCCAGGAAGAUUUAUGGGUUCAUUAAUUUACAGUUAUGGAUUUUUAUUUUUAUUUGUUUCAAUAUUUUAUAUACUUUCUCGUUAUAUAUUCUAUUCAAUAAUUGUUCUGGAAUUUGCUUCGAAAAUAUUAUUACCAAUGAUAAUAUUCUUUUUAUUUCAAUUAUUAUUUGUACGUCUUUUAUGUAAAUUAUUAUUUAUACAAAAUAAUCAUUUACUGGCAUUACGUAAUCUACGUCUGUAUUAUACAUUUUCAUAUUUUAGCUUCUUUUUCGAUUGUUUUCUUGGUUUUAUUAUGUGUUUAUCACGUAUAUCAAAAGGUUUUGCAUGUACAUUAGUUUUUUUUGCACGUCUUGAUUAUUCAGCAUAUGGAAGAGGAUUAGAAAUGUAUGAUACCUCCUAUGCAUCUUAUGUUAGUUAUUUUCAUAUUGAAAGAAAUCAACGACAUCCUGUUUUAAAUGUAUUUAUUGAUAUCAUACGACAACGUCUUAUUGAAAUACGAAAAUUAAAAUUAAAAAUAUCCAGGGAACAAACAAACCAAACAUAUGCAAAAGAAAAAUCUUCUCAAUUAGCACGUUUUCGUUGGGCAUUAGCUUAUACAUUAAUACAUAAUGAACAAUUGAAACGUUAUCGAAAACAUCGAUUAUGUUCAACAAAAAUAAUACAAUCAAAAACAUUAGAACGUUUAUUUGAUAGAAUUGGUUUAUCACAAACAUUACCAAGAAAAUAUUAG
This is a messenger RNA of Adineta steineri, 3354 nucleotides long. NCBI's taxonomy places the organism in Eukaryota, Metazoa, Rotifera, Eurotatoria, Adinetida, Adinetidae. The record is from the annotation of a GenBank genome assembly.